Molecule: messenger RNA, 2135 nt
Organism: Syngnathoides biaculeatus (alligator pipefish)
Lineage: Eukaryota; Metazoa; Chordata; Actinopteri; Syngnathiformes; Syngnathidae
Gene: stip1
Product: stress-induced phosphoprotein 1
Exons: 14
Coding region: 142-1785 (547 amino acids)
Molecular function (GO): Hsp90 protein binding
Source: RefSeq, a predicted model, not a curated record
UUUUUUUUUUUUUUCCUGCGAGGCGGAGACGCGAAAGGCGAUUUUUGCGACAGUCAACACUGACAGGCGGCACGUUGUUGUUGGGGGCGGAGCUUCAAUACCGCACACAGUAGUUUCUGGAAGGAACCUCAUGCGCGCAACAUGGACAAAGUGUCUGCAUUGAAAGACCAAGGCAACAAAGCACUGAGUGCCGGAAAUAUCGACGAGGCCAUACGGUGCUACACUGAGGCCGUGACCCUCGACCCCAAAAACCACGUCCUGUUUAGCAACCGCUCGGCUGCCUACGCCAAACAAGGCAAUUAUCAAAAGGCUCUGGAGGAUGCUUGCGAGACCAUCAAGAUAAAGCCGGACUGGGGCAAGGGUUACUCCCGUAAAGCUGCGGCGCAAGAAUUUCUCGGACGGCUCGAGCAUGCAAAAGCGACGUAUCAAGAGGGCAUCCGGCACGAGCCCAACAAUCAGCAGUUAAAGGAGGGUUUACAGUGCAUUGAAGCCCGCCUCGCAGAGAAGUCAAUAAUGAAUCCUUUCGCCGUGCCUAACUUAUAUCAAAAGCUGGAGAACGACCCCCGCACCCGAGAGCUCUUGGCGGAUCCGAGCUACAAAGAACUCCUGGAGCAACUCCGGAAAAACCCUUCUGCGCUUGGCACGAAGCUGCAAGAUAAACGAGUGAUGACCACCUUGUCUGUGCUGUUGGGUCUCAACUUGUCCGGAAUGGACGAAGAAGAGCAGCCGGCCCCUCCCCCCCCUCCCUCUAAGACUCCGAGCAAACCGACGGAGAUGCGGCCCCCCCCUCCCACAGAGGAAAACCUUCCGGAGAACAAGAGAAGCGCCUUGAAAGAAAAGGAGCUCGGGAACGCCGCCUAUAAAAACAAAGACUUUGACGCGGCGUUGAAGCAUUACCAAGAAGCCAUCAAGCACGAUCCUACCAACAUGACGUAUAUUUCCAAUCAAGCUGCCGUUUACUUCGAGAUGGGAGAUUUCGACAAGUGCAGGGAGCUUUGCGAGAAGGCCAUCGACGUCGGCAGAGAGAAUCGGGAAGACUACAGACAAAUUGCAAAGGCGCUGGCCAGGAUCGGCAACUCGUACUUCAAGCAGGAAAAGUACAAGGAAGCGGUUCAGUACUUCAACAAGAGUUUAACGGAGCAUCGCACCCCCGACGUCUUGAAGAAGUGUCAACAAGCAGAGAAGAUCCUGAAAGAGUUGGAGAAACAAGCCUACAUUAAUCCUGAUUUAGCUCUGGAGGAGAAGAACAAGGGCAACGAGGCCUUCCAGAAGGGUGACUAUCCUCUGGCUAUGAAGCAUUACAGCGAAGCCAUCAAAAGAAACCCAAACGACGCCAAGCUCUUCAGCAACCGAGCUGCCUGCUACACCAAACUGUUGGAGUUUCAACUUGCUCUGAAGGAUUGUGAGGAGUGCAUCAAACUGGAGCCCACAUUCAUUAAAGGCUACACACGCAAAGCCGCCGCUUUGGAAGCAAUGAAAGAUUUUUCCAAGGCCAUGGACGUGUACCAGAAGGCUUUGGAGCUCGAUUCUUCCUCCAAGGAAGCCACCGAAGGCUUCCAGCGUUGCAUGGUCAGCCAGACCAUGAGGAACGACAGCCCCGAGGAAGUCAAGCAAAGGGCCAUGGCCGACCCCGAGGUGCAGCAGAUUAUGUCGGACCCGGCCAUGCGCAUGAUCCUGGAGCAAAUGCAGAAGGACCCUCAGGCGCUCAGCGACCACUUAAAGAACCCGGUCAUCGCAAAGAAGAUUCAGAAACUGCUGGAUGUCGGACUCAUAGCCAUCCAUUGAUGUGACGCAAGCCAACGCCCGACGCGGGGAACAAAUUGCAAAGUCUCACUUCCGAAAUAUUACAUUGUCUGUUUGUGGUACCGCUUCAACUGUGUUCAUUUUGAGCAUUUGAAAUCUGACUUGGUCUGACACCAGAUUUGAGAGGACGCGCUUUGAAAACACAACGCUGGACUGCCUCGUCUGCAUUGGCGUCGUCCGAGCCGAGCGCAUUAUAUAGCUCCCUCCCUCACCCCCCCCCCCCAACUCAAAAUGGGGAAUUUACACAAUCGCGCUUGUCACACUGAUCACAAAGUAAAAUUGUUUGUUUGCUCUGAAUGGUUUGACUAAACGCGGUGCUUCAAAAUUGUCAA